GCAGAGAUAGUCAGUAUCCGGAUCAAAUGGCCACAAUAUGGCGUAGACUGUUAGUUAUCGUUAGUUGAUAAACAAAUCUGUUGUUGGCUUCAAGUGUAAGCUUUUUCAUUGGCGUGUUUAUAACGAAAAAAUUUUUAAUUUGGGUUUAAGAAUCAUCUGUCGGCAACAUGGGAGGCGGGGAUCUUAAUUUGAAGAAGAGUUGGCAUCCGCAAACAUUAAAAAACAUCGAGCGUGUUUGGAAAGCUGAACAGAAGUUUGAGGCAGAACGGAAGAAGAUCGAAGAACUCCAGAAGGAGCUAAAAGAUGAAAGAGCUCGUGAAGAGCUCACAAAAUUCGCUCAACAAGCUGGUGCAGUCAAGAAAAAAGAUGACCGUUUGGACUGGAUGUACCAGGGACCAGGGGGUCAGAUCUCACGUGACGAGUACCUGCUCGGCCGCCCUGUCGAUAAGCAGAUCCUUGAGCAGUACGAGGAGCCAGAGACUGGCCCCUGUGCCCAGACUGGCCUGCUACCGGGGUCCAUUUUCAACCCCAACACCCCAGCAUCCAACCUGGACAUGGCUGCGAAGAUCAGGGAGGAUCCCCUGUUUGAAAUUCGCAAGCGAGAGGAGGAGAAGAAGCGAUCAGUUCUCUCAAAUCCAGUGAAAAUGAAGAAAAUCAAAGAAAUGCUCCGUCAAAAUCUUGAUGUGAAAGACAAGAAGAAGAAGAGGAAGAAGGACAAAAAGGACAGGAAGGAGGAGAAGAGAGAGAGGCGGAAAGAGAAGAAACACAAGAGGAGGGACUCUAGUUCCGGCUCUGAGGACGAUUAUCGGAAGCCACGGUCCCAUGCCAAAGACAACUCUCCAUCCCCACCUACAUCUCACCACCAUCACAAGCCUGGCUAUGGGCUGCUGAUACCAAACGGCCGUUCCCAUCACUCCUCAGCGGCCACUGACCGCUCUGCUAAUCAUCAGCGAGAUCGGAGCCGUUCCCCCCCCUCACACCAUUCCCACCGGGACAACCAUUCGUCCCACGAUGCCGAGCGCCGAGGCCCGCCCCGGAGGCCUCCCAGCCCGCCCAAACCACGCUACCAACGACCCAAGCACGCCAACCACACCAAACAUGCCUCUGCAGAGGAUCUGGAGAAGAAGAGACGGCAGAUGAUGGAGUUUGCCCAGCAGAGGGACGAGGAGCGGGAGAGCAACGUGCGCCGAUACAGACAACAGGAGGAGCAGGAGAAGGCGCGGGACACCAAAAAACCUGACCGCCAUGCCAGCUUUAUCCAUGAGAUGAAGCUGGAGAGUGCUGCCACCUCGUCUGUGGAGGACCGGGUCAAGAGGAACAUCCACUCCAUCCAGAGGACUUCUGCAUCCCUGGAGAAGAACUUCAUGAGGAGAUAAACAUGAGCUGAGGAGUGGGAGAGAGAGAUGGAGGGAUAGAGAAAUAUAUGGAGAAGAAAUGGGGGAAGUAGACUGUAUAGACUGAGCGUCAGGGCCUCCUGGAAAUUAUUUCAAACUCCCAGACUUCAUAAGGCCUCAGUGGGUUGAGUGUAUAGGAACAUUUGGGAACAAACAAAAGAAUACUGCUGUGGCUACCUUUCUCCUAUUUCUUAGUUUUUUGUAAAGGUUCUUAUCAAAUAGAUCAGCACAAUAUGUGUUUUCUUUUCUGUAUAUUUUAAAUGCGUCAUUUGUACAGAUUUUCUCUGAUCCUUGUGGUAUCCAUAUAUAGUUCUACUGUCUAAAGUAAUGCCUAUAUAUACUCAAAUUGGUGGAUAUAUUGAAUAUUUCAGCUGGCCAUCAGCCUCUUUGUUUAAUUUCAAUGCAGUUUCUCCCAUGUUUUUACCUUUCAUUAUUUUGACAGAUAAAAAAAAUCCAAACAUA
This is a messenger RNA of Clupea harengus (Atlantic herring), 1856 nucleotides long. RefSeq names its product CWC25 spliceosome associated protein (gene cwc25). The record is from RefSeq and is a predicted model, not a curated record. Lineage: Eukaryota; Metazoa; Chordata; Actinopteri; Clupeiformes; Clupeidae. Gene Ontology annotation, biological process: mRNA splicing, via spliceosome. Gene Ontology annotation, cellular component: U2-type spliceosomal complex.